This is a messenger RNA of Lachancea sp. 'fantastica', 813 nucleotides long. Lineage: Eukaryota; Fungi; Ascomycota; Saccharomycetes; Saccharomycetales; Saccharomycetaceae. The record is from the annotation of a GenBank genome assembly.
AUGACUUCUGCUUGUGAAUUGCUGUACUGGAAAAACCCUGUGGAAACCGGAAAGGUUUUCGGUGGUGCUCUUGUGGCGUUGCUGGUGCUCAAAAAAGUGAACCUGAUCUCAUUUUUGCUGCGUGUCCUUUACACGACCAUGUUCACAACAGCAUCGGUAGAGUUUCUGUCGAAUCUGUUCUUGGGUCAAGGCCUGGUUACCCGUUACGGGAUCAAGAGCUGUCCCGACGUUGUUGGGUUCUUGAAGCCUCGAAUCGAUGCGUUUUUGACUCGCGUGCCCCCUACAAUGACCAAGUUCCGUACCACACUCAUGGCUCAGUCUCCAAAGACCACAUACAAGGCCAGCGGUGUCCUUUACGUCUUGAGCAAACUGUUUAGCGUUCUAUCGGUGUGGAGCAUGCUUUUCAUCGGAACUAUCGGUAUGUUCACCGUGCCCGUAGUUUACAAGACCUUCCAAAAGGAGAUUGACGCAACAGUCGCACAGGGUGUUGAAGCUGGCAGACACCACGCUUCUGCCUUGCAGUCUACCGUUGCUGAAAAGGCCAACCCAUACGUGAAGCAGCUAGACGAAAAAUUGGGUCCUGUUUCCGGGUUCAUCAAAUCUAAGGUGCCAGCCACCAGAGUUGGAGGCUCUAACGUUACUGCCGAGUCUUCGACCGCCAAGUUGGCUGCCGACGUUCCUUUCGAAGAGCCCGCUCAGGCCUCCACUUCGUCUGCAGACUUCCCUACUGCGCCUUCCACCAACCUAGGCCACAUUGUCACUGACGAAACCACUGGUCUUGCCCACAAUAUCCAAGAGCCAAUCAGAGAGUAA